Penicillium egyptiacum is the source of this 1275-nucleotide messenger RNA. Lineage: Eukaryota; Fungi; Ascomycota; Eurotiomycetes; Eurotiales; Aspergillaceae. The record is from the annotation of a GenBank genome assembly.
AUGCCGUCGUUCAUGAAGUUUGCCGCUGCGGCUCUUGCCGUGGCUGCCCCUCUGGUUUCGGCUCAGACUUACUCUGACUGCAACCCGAUGGAGAAAUCAUGCCCUCCGAACAAGGGUACGACCGAGUCCAACCUUCACUUUGACUUCACCCAGGCUAGUGCCCUCGACCAGUGGAAGAUCAGUGGGGGCAAAGUUCCCACUGGCUCCAAUGGUGCCGAGUUCACCAUCAACAAGGAAGGAGAUGCUCCUACCCUUGUCAGCAACUUCUACUUCUUCUACGGCGAAUUGUCCAUUGAGAUGAAGACUUCUCAUGGCCAGGGCAUUGUCAGCUCCGCCUUCUUGCAAUCCGAUGACAAGGAUGAGAUUGACUGGGAAGCACUGGGCACAAAGCCCGACACCAUCAUGACAAACUACUUCGGAAAGGGCGAUACCACGACCUACGACCGUGAGUCUUGGGUCCCCGUCAGCGCCCCUCAGGAGUCUUUCCACACCUACACCAUCCAAUGGACCAAAGAGACUAUCAACUGGUUGAUUGAUGGUAAAAUUGUCCGCACUGUCAACUACAAGGAUGCUCAGGGUGGCGCUCGCUACCCUCAGACCCCUAUGAACAUCCGCGUUGGUAUCUGGGCCGGUGGUGCUCCUACCAACGCCCAGGGUACCAUUGACUGGGCUGGUGGUCCGACCGACUACUCCAAGGGCCCCUACUCCAUGUACAUCAAGAGCAUCAAUGUCAAGAACGCCAACCCCGCCGAGUCCUACACUUGGUCCGACAAGUCUGGUUCCUCCGACAGCAUCAAGUUCACCGGGUCCAACGCUGUGACCUCGCGCAGCACUACCUCCGAAACUGCCACCAGCUCCUCUACUGAGUCUGCCUCUUCCACUGACUCUCCUUCCACUACCACCGAGGGCACUUCCAGCGCUGCCACCACUCUGGCUACCAAGACCUCCAGCUCCUCGUCUGCCGAGUCUACUGCCUCCAGCUCUGGUGCUGCCGGUGCUUCCAGCUCCGGUGCCUCCCCCAGUGGCUCUAGCAGCUCUGAGUCUGAAUCUAGCUCUACUGCCUCCCCCAGCGGCUCUGGCUCUAGCAGCUCUGGCUCCGGCUCCAGCACCGAGACUGGCUCCGGUUCCGGCUCCCCUUCGGGUUCUGGCUCGUCCACCAGCGCCAGCGCUAGCGCUAGCGCCAGCCCUAGCUUCAACGCAGCUGCCUCUGCCGCUGCCAGCUAUUUGGGACCUGUGUCCCUCCUGGGUCUGGUGACCGCCCUGCUCCAGCUGUAA